Brettanomyces nanus is the source of this 1470-nucleotide messenger RNA. RefSeq lists its product as uncharacterized. The transcript has a single exon. The coding region runs from base 1 to 1470 and encodes 489 amino acids. Lineage: Eukaryota; Fungi; Ascomycota; Pichiomycetes; Pichiales; Pichiaceae. The record is from RefSeq and is a predicted model, not a curated record.
AUGAAAUUCGCCAAAACCUUUCAAAAAGUUCUUGCAGAGGAGACGCUUCCGGACGAAUGGAUGGAAAAGGCCAUCCGAUACAAGUCUCUCAAGAAGAUUAUCAACAAAACCGUUUCAGAAUUGGAAUCUGUUGGUGUCAGUCGUAAUGAUAUGACUAUCAACUAUGAGAUUUCUAAGCUUAAACGUCGUAUAAGGCCUGUUCUUACUAUGAAUGUUUCACCGUUAUCUGAGGCUCUUAUCGUUGAUAAGUUGGACACUUUGGGUUAUAACUAUGAGAUUAAGCCUUUGAAAUCUCAAUCACAAUCUGAACCCGAAUCUGACGACCAUGAAAGUGGAACUACAGAGUUGGAGACUCCCGAAAACUCUUCCUACAGUACAUUGCAAAAAUUCAGCGACAAGCUUCAAGUUCAAUUACCAGAACCUACUAUGGACGAUAGAGCGUCUGUAGAGUCUUCUAUAGAGGCCUCUGCUGUCUCCUUUCUCAAAACUCCUAUUUCCACUACUACAGCCCCAUCAUCGGCCAGUAUAGUCACGGCUGUUAAUCCAUUUGAUGAUGAGCCUUUCUAUCAGAUUACCGUGUCUCUACAUGAAGAUGCUAAGUUCUUUCAGAUGUUGUACGAAGAAAUUGAAGCAUUGAACGAUUUCAGUGACGAGCGAGAGAAUGAAAUAACUGACUGGGUAGAGAAAAUCGCCGAUAUCGUUGCCAAAGUGUCUUCCCCAGAGGUGAGGAAAAAUGAUCUCUAUACCUGGAGAAAGAUAUUCCAGAUCUAUAUGGACUCUCAGAUAUUUUUCAGUACCAUCGAACAGUCUGCCGGUGUUUUGAGUAACGCUACAUCCAAAAUACGCUACGGAAAGUUCCUUGAGAAAAUUGAGAAGGAGAAGUUGGUUCAGCAUUUCAAGCUGAAGGAAUCUCUUGAUGGCUUUAUGGAGUUCAAGGCUUUGAACGAGUCCAUUUUGAAAGUAUCCAACUUUCAGGCUUUGAAUAUUAUGGCCAUUUCAAAGAUCUUGAAGAAGUUUGACAAGAGAACGCAUUUCAAGUCCAAAGAAUUGUUCCCUUUGCUGAUUCAAAAAUCUGAACAAAUAGAUAUCCUCCAGAACUCUAUGGGUAGAGAUAUCGGUUCUAUUAUGACCAACAGAUUACUUAAUAUUAUUCCUCAGGUGGACGACUAUCUGUGUCCUAUAUGCUGCUCUGUCGCUUAUAAGCCUAUAAGACUCGAUUGUGGUCACCUUUUCUGUGUCAGGUGUCUUGUCAAAUUACAAAGAAAAACAGAAGAUAGAUGUCCUCUGUGUAGACAACCGGUGGUUAUGAAGGCGGACCAGAGAAAUUUGGAUCUGUCUCAAAUGGCUUAUCUCAAAAUGUAUUUUCCCAAGGAGGUGAAGAAGAAGCAGGCGGAAAACGAAAAGGAGAUCUUCAAAGAGCAGUAUGGCCAUGUGGUCGAUCCCGAUGCAAAGGCAUGUAUAAUCAUGUAA